AUGGCCGAAGUCAACCUUCGUUCUUGGCCGGAGAUAUCGCAAGCAUCCGAAGGCUUGCAACUAAAUUCAACAGCCGCAACAUUGGAGUAUAUUCGUGCUUGGCUCGACCGAUUAGAGACCCGAUUGGUUGAGCAUGAGGGUGCUACCUCCGUCAGCCUACUCCACCAAACCAAUCAGGCGCAGUCGUCCUACACCUACACGGAUUCGUACGCGCUGCUGCAAAGUCUCUACGCCAAACCACUGAAUCCACCUCCACCCUAUGUCCCGCUGCGUCAAGCGUAUUCCUACCAUGAACAGCAUUAUUGGCCGGUUCCAACUGCUGUCCCACAGGAGCCUUACACCUACUCGGAUUCAUACGCGCCUCUGCAAAAUUCCUAUGUCGGAUACCAUUCAUGGCAGUAUAACUACCAGCCCAUGAAUUUUACGUCCCAGCCGACACUGCCACGAUCAGAAUACCCGCUGCAGCCGCAGCAGUCCUCCUGCUCGCACAACUGCUCUGCACUUGAAGAAGCUCUGGCCAUACAGGCAGAAGAAAGUGGUGACCUAACGGAUUGUGAGAGAGACUAUGAUACGCUUCCAAUAGUGGUAGAACUCUCGGAACAGAAUUGCAACAGAGAUGUGAGACAAGCAGUUGAACCACAGUCUCAGUCGAACGAGCUUCCUAUCAAGGAGGGGCAAACCGAAGCGAACACAUCUGGUGAUGAAGUAAAGAAUGAGAUUGCUUAUAUCUAUGUGGAUUUACAUGCAGCUAAUGCUACAAGUUUUGAUCAGCAAUCAUCAUCGUUCGAGGACGAUGCACAGUGGAUCCCUCCGCGCAAUAACAUGUCAUGUUUGGGCAUUCUUGAACGCGUGGACAAGCGUCUCGUUUUAGCGUUGGAUUUUGGCAACCACAUUGGUCAUCCUUUGAUGAUUUUUGUGGAAGAUGAUGCAGAGAGACGCUCAACUAUUCGGUUACUCAUGAAAGGUUUCGACAAUAACGGCAAGGCCGUUUGGGGGGGGGGACACAACGAUUCCUACCCGCCAUACAGAUUCGGGGGUCGUCCGCCGAGGACGAACCGCCGCGACGGUGGGGGUUUCCACCGACAACAUGGGGACGACGGCGAGGGGGAGAUUCGCCAACCCGAGGAGUCGCGCAGGGAAGAGACCAACACUACUACCUGGGCUCAGGUUUUGGAGAGGUUGGAACGUUUGGAGAAAUUCGAUUCAGCGAGGGAAGAUCCGGAUCGCCGCGGCGGGAAUCUUGGAAGUUCUUGGUCACGCGGAGCGGUGAAUCCGCCAGAGUAUGACGACGAAGACGAUUGGGGAUUUGAUGAGACACGUCGCAUGCGCAACGGAGGGACAUUUGUUCGGGGUAAAAACCCUAAUUGGGGUUUACGCGAGGGGCAACCCGACACGAGGCUGAGACGCGAUCAAUGGGGUCGCCAUGGUCCGGGAUGGACGAUGCAGGGAACCCCCAACUCGAGGCUGGCGCCCGGAGGGUUCGAUCAAUCAUACGACCGGCCUCCGACAUGCUGGGACCCCCCCCAGCGAUAUCAGGGUACCGUGCCUGGUUUCGACAGACCACCGGGGGUAAAGAUGGAUCCGCCCAGGUUCGACGGGUCAGACGCGACUAAUUGGAUCGCAAGAGUCCAAUAUUAUUUCAAUCACCUUAUGAUGCCCGAGGCUCAACGAUUACAUUACGCGAUGAUGCUGUUUGAUCAACCUGCAGCUGAAUGGGUCUUUAAUUACUGCGCGAAUAACGAAUUCGUCACGUGGAAUGAGUUUCUGGGGGACGUUCGCCACCGUUUCGAUAGAAAGAGUUUUCAAAAUUACUUUGGGUUGUUGGCCAAACUCACGCAAACGGGAUCACUUUUGGAGUACCACAAUACAUUUGAAAAAUAUUUGAAUCAGGUCCAUGGAGUCCCGGAAUCAGAGUUAUUCACUUUGUUCGUAGCUGGCCUCAAACCGGACAUUCAGGAGCGCGUGAAGUUGCACAGACCGGAAUCAUUGGCAGCCGCGAUGGCCUUGAUUUUGGAGUGGACGGAGGAGAUACAUGACCGUGGGGCACAGGCAGCCUUUUCAACCGUGCCUCGUCGCGCUUGGCAGAAUCGUGAUGGACGGGGGCAGUCAAGUACCUCGGCAGCACCGACAUCCGCAUCGGUCACAACCGCCGUGGGCCAGACCACGGGUUCAGUGGGUCGCAGUGGGGAAAGGCCGCGACCCGGCAUGAUACGGGUAUCCCAAGCGGAAAAGGCGGAGCGAGCUCGUCAGGGUUUGUGUUAUUAUUGCCCCGAGAAGUGGAUUGUAGGGCACGUGUGCAAACAGCGAUUGCUAUGCUAUGCGGAGGAGGACGAUGAGAACGACGGUGUUGCGGAGGACCAAGCGGUUGAUGAGUCUGUGCCAACAGAUAUUUCGCAUAUUCACGCGAUGGACGGUGGUCGUCGUUCUCGUCCGAUGAAGGUCGUGGGAUGCAUACAGGACCACGAGGUGUGUGUCUUAAUUGACACGGGUAGCGACAGGGAUUUUCUACACCCUAAGAUUGCGGAAUCGUUACACUUACCCCUCUCGCCGAUAAGGCCGUUCAAGGUAGUUGUAGGCAACGGGGGGGCCUUACUGUGCACUCACGUGUCCAAACAGACGAAGUUGGAGGUACAAGGGUCGGUGUUCUUGGUGGAUUUACAUAUACUGCCUAUUCACGGCCCAGAUGUAAUUCUAGGAAUGGAUUGGCUGGAGUCGUUGGGCAAGGUGACCGCAGAUUUCGCAGGAAAAACUUUGGAAUUCACUCACAAGGAGCGACCUAUUACUUUGAAGGGGGUGGUACCACCGCCCCGCAAGAUAGACAGAACGUCCUUGGCUGCUUUGAUGUCUCCAUCGAUCGGGUUAGAGGUUUUUGAGAUCAUGCUCUUGGAACCGGAAACCACUAUUACCACACAAGAUGUCCGGGAGGAUUUUCCUGCUGAUCUAACACCACCCAUCACGACAGUAUUGGAGACCUUCCGACCGGUGUUCAACAUGCCAUCCGGGAUGCCUCCGUCACGCCCCUAUGAUCACCGGGUACAUUUGUUGCCAGGCACGAAGCCAAUCAACGUCAGGCCGUAUCGCUAUCCCUACUUUCAGAAAAACGAGAUAGAGCGGCAGGUCAAAGAGAUGCUCGAGCAAGGUAUCAUCCAGAGAAGCAACAGUCCGUUUUCUUCACCGGUACUCCUUAUUCGUAAGAAAGACGGUACCUUCCGCUUCUGCAUCGACUAUCGUGCGCUGAACACCGCCACAGUGCCGGAUCAUUUCCCUAUCCCGACAGCGGACGAGCUUUUUGAUGAAUUGGGUAAAGCUCGUGUUUUCACCAAGCUUGACUUGCGAUCAGGUUACCAUCAGAUAAGGAUGCAUGACGAAGAUGUAUUUAAGACGGCUUUUCGUACCCAUGACGGACAUUUCGAAUUCUUGGUGAUGCCUUUUGGGUUGACGAAUGCCCCGUCUACAUUCCAGGCGGCAAUGAACGCGAUUUUUCAACCUAUGCUACGAAAGUUCGUCAUUGUCUUUUUCGACGACAUACUGGUUUACAGCCCGACUAUGGAAGUUCAUGAAGAACACUUGUCCGCAGUAUUGAUGGUUCUGCAGACCAAUAGUUUCGUCGUCAAAUUAUCAAAGUGCUCUUUCUGCAAAUCGACCGUGGAAUAUUUGGGACACUUGAUCAGCAAUGGAUCCCUUAAAGCAGACCCAAAUAAAAUUAGUGCAAUGACGGCUUGGCCGAAACCAAAGAAUGUGAGACAGCUUCGCGGGUUUUUGGGAUUAACCGGCUAUUACCGCCGCUUCAUAGCCGGAUACGCCUUGAUUGCGUCUCCCUUGACGGAUCUGUUGAAAAAGGAUGCCUUUGUAUGGACCCCGGAAGCAGAUUCGAGUUUCUUAGACCUGAAAGGAGCAAUGACGACAGCCCCCGUACUUCGUCUGCCGGAUUUUGAUAAGACUUUCUGCGUCGAGACGGAUGCCUCGAACACGGGCAUUGGGGCAGUGCUACUCCAAGACAAUCACCCAAUUGCAUUCUUCAGUAAGAAACUGGGUCCGCGACGACGGGUCGCGUCCACUUAUCACAAGGAAUUAUAUGCCAUCGUCGAAUCAGUGCAGAAAUGGCGUCAGUAUCUGUUAGGGAGGGAGUUUGUCAUUCGGAGUGAUCAGAGGAGCUUGAAAGAAUUGCUCCAUGCGAUAGUGCAAACGCCGGAUCAGCAGCUGUAUGCGCGCAAACUCAUGGGAUAUAAGUUCCGUAUUGAGUACAAGAAGGGGAGCACAAACCGAGCAGCCGACGCGUUGUCCCGCCGCGAGGAAGCCGAGCAGCCUGACCUGCACGAAGACGCGUCCUCGACAGCCGAGGCGAACCUGGACACUGACACGACCUCGGACGCCGACGAGGGCGACGAAGCAGCGCACGCGUGCGCCCUCCUCACAGCAGCGUCCCAUCCUAUUCCGCACCUUGUGGACUUGCUUCGUCGGGAAACAUCUUCGUCCCCGGAGAUGCGGGAGAUCACGAGGGACAUAAAGGAGGGGCGGGCCCUACCGCAUUUAUCAUUGGUGAACGGGCUGGUAUACUACAAUCGUCGAAUAUUUGUGAGCUCACGAUCAUCGGCACGGACGCCUAUAUUGAUCGAAUACCACAGCUCGAAAUCAGCGGGCCACCCUGGGUUCGAGCGUACGCUGCGUCGCGUGACUGCGGAUUUUUACUGGCCGAAUAUGAAGAAGGAGGUAAAGCAGUUCGUCGAAGCUUGCGUGGUGUGCCAGACGACGAAGUACUCUACCCAGAAGCCUGCAGGGUUGUUACAACCGCUACCAAUUCCGUCCCAAGUGUGGGAGGAUGUCUCCAUGGACUUUAUUACGGGUUUGCCGCAAUCACGGGGCUACACUGUAGUCAUGGUGGCCGUGGACCGUUUGUCUAAAUAUGCACAUUUUGCCCCAUUGCCGACGAAUUUUGAUACGAUAAAAGUGGCCAAUGUGUUUAUUGAUACAGUUGUUCGCCAUCACGGUUUUCCGAAGACGUUGGUCUCGGACAGGGACUCGGUGUUCUUAAACCAAUGUUGGAAGGAUUUGAUGCGGCUUAGUGGCACGAAAUUGAACUUCUCAACGGCUUACCACCCGCAAUCGGACGGUCAGACGGAGGUACGGAACAGGGGAUUGGAGCAGUAUCUGCGAGCGUUCACUGCCGAUCGUCCAUCCAAGUGGUCAAAUUUUCUACCUUGGGCGGAGCUGGCUUUGAAUUGUUUCCAUCAUGCGGCCUUGGGAAUGUCUCCGUACAAGGCCCUCUAUGGCCGGGACCCACCGAGCUUGAUUUUUGCGGAACCUUCGAGGUCGACGCCACCGGAGGCGGCGGAAUUGAUACGCCAACGAGGGGAGUUAUUGGUGGAGUUAAGGCGAAAUUUGGAACGCGCACAGCAGCGUAUGCGCGAAUCCGCUAACAAACAUCGUCGCCACUUGGAGUUUAAGGUGGGUGACUUGGUCCUAUUGAAGCUCCAACCAUAUAGGCAGCACUCGGUGGCUCGUCCACGGUCGGCCAAGCUAGCUCGUCGCUACUAUGGCCCGUUUGAGGUAUUAGAGCGUAUUGGACCAGUUGCAUAUCGAUUGCGCUUGCCGGAAGGGAGUAGGAUCCACAACGUAUUUCAUGUGAGCCUCCUUCGCGCGUUUGUGGCAGGCAACGACUCGGGAAUGGGCAUGGACCUGCCGUCUGAAUUCUUUGGAGAUCGGCCGGUUGUCUAUCCGGUCCGGGUGUUGGACAGACGCAUGUUAUGGCACGAUGAUCGACCCUUGGAGCAUGUGUUGGUUCGUUGGUCCGAUGGAACUGAGUCGCCGACGUGGGAACCGCUGGAACUAGUGCAGCGCAAGUUUCCAAAUGUGCUCCUUGAGGACAAGGAGGAUAUAACUCCAUGA
This is a messenger RNA of Salvia splendens (bonfire salvia), 5886 nucleotides long. RefSeq lists its product as uncharacterized. The transcript is spliced from 4 exons. Bases 1 to 5886 code for a protein of 1961 amino acids. The record is from RefSeq and is a predicted model, not a curated record. Gene Ontology annotation, molecular function: nucleic acid binding. NCBI's taxonomy places the organism in Eukaryota, Viridiplantae, Streptophyta, Magnoliopsida, Lamiales, Lamiaceae. Gene Ontology annotation, biological process: DNA integration.